Messenger RNA from Schizophyllum commune H4-8, 415 nucleotides. RefSeq lists its product as uncharacterized. Bases 39 to 314 code for a protein of 91 amino acids. The record is from RefSeq and is a predicted model, not a curated record. The transcript is spliced from 2 exons. Lineage: Eukaryota; Fungi; Basidiomycota; Agaricomycetes; Agaricales; Schizophyllaceae.
CGGACGGGGUGUUUGGGGAGGGCGGGAUGCCGGGGGAGAUGCCGGGGUUGGGAGAGGGGGAGUGGGUGCAGGAGGAGGAAGCGGAUGAACAUGAGGAGGAGGAGGAGGACCGAGUAGAGGAAGAAGAGGGUGAAGAGGACGAGGACGAGGACGAGGACGAGGAUGAGGACAUUGAGCCCAUGCCCGUUCGUGUCAUCCGGAACCUACUAGGAAGGCUUUGGGGUGGCGGGUCCGCUCAGCAAGACGAGGAAAGUUCGUCGGAGGAAGAGGAUGCAGUUGCUCAACGGCCGAUAGACAAUGCAGGGGUGGACUGAGAAUAUCAAUGUACAUCGGUCGUGCGUAGAAGUGUGAACUGCAUGUCUGCAUGCACGCCCACCAAAGAUAGUGGUACAAUAUACUCAUCAUGCUGCCCUCA